Lingula anatina is the source of this 1070-nucleotide messenger RNA. RefSeq lists its product as uncharacterized. Gene Ontology annotation, molecular function: RNA binding; ATP binding; helicase activity. The record is from RefSeq and is a predicted model, not a curated record. Lineage: Eukaryota; Metazoa; Brachiopoda; Lingulata; Lingulida; Lingulidae. Gene Ontology annotation, cellular component: nucleus; intracellular anatomical structure.
CAAGCUUCUUUGAUUCAAUGGCCACCAAAGAUGCCUUUUCUGCAUAUGCCUUGAACCAUCUUCUGUGUCUGAACCAAAAGUACAAAUUCAAUAUUACACCAACUGAGUUUCUGAUUCUGGCAGCCAUGACUUUCAGUGGGGGAACAAAACCAACUUGUGCCCCUGAAAAGAAGUUCAAAUACAAACAAGUGAACCCUGUCCUGAGGAGUCUUAUUAUAGGCGGAUCAUGGUUUCAGAAAGUGGUAGACUGGACCCAUUUCCUUGCCCAGUUCCUGCAAAUCAGUGAAGAGUUCCCAGAACCCAAGGAUAUAUACAUUGGACGCUACUUUAUACUUUAUUACCAUUGGAUCAUUGAAGGAAUUGGUCAAGUUGUGGGGAAACUUUGGAACAUUGUCCAAAACAACAGCCUCCUCAGUGCAGGUGUGAAAAGAAUCUUUAGGGACUGUCUGAACAAAUUCCAUUUUGUUGAGGAGGCAGAUGGGAAUGAAGACUGUAGUAUAGAUGGAGCUGAGGAAGAGGAAGCUUUACUUGCAGAUGAUAUAGGAGAAUUUGACGAAGACCCUCAAGAUAUAUUACAUCCUGACUCCGAAGGUAUUGAGGAACUGCCCAUAUUAAAGUACAGAGACAUAGUGAUUGAGCAUAUUGCCACUCAUCGUGUCACUUGUAUAGAAGGGGAGACAGGGUCUGGGAAGUCCACUCAAGUGCCACAGUUUAUACUGGAUGACUACCGGAGAAGAGGAGUGGGCAGAAAGCCCAGUAUUAUUGUCACUCAGCCAAGACGUAUGGCCGCCAAAACCUUGGCAGAGAGGGUGGCGAGAGAGAGGCACACCACAUUGGGGACAGAAGUAGGUUACAAGAUAGGCCAAGACUACCAGGCCAGCAAUAGCACCAGCAUACUCUUUGUGACAACAGGGUUUAUUAUCAGGCCAGAGAUGAUUUUUGUGCAUAACUCUAGCAGAUGGAGGGAAAUGAUUAUUCAGUCUUAUGACUAUUACUACUAUGACGACAACGACGAUGACUACAGUUUUCAUGUUUGUUUUAGGCCCUGGUUCAUGACCCUGCCAGGCUGA